Molecule: messenger RNA, 2112 nt
Organism: Xyrichtys novacula (pearly razorfish)
Lineage: Eukaryota; Metazoa; Chordata; Actinopteri; Labriformes; Labridae
Source: the annotation of a GenBank genome assembly
AUGGAGAACGGUUCAUUGUAUAUAAGAGCUGCUCUUCCUAAUUCUUCUACCACUCAGAGAGAGGAAGAGAAGAGGAGAAUCAUCCAGCAGGUUAAACUCAAACUUCUCUGUUUGACUCUUUUCUCUCUCAACAUUUGGACUUCUUUGAAUGAACUGGACCAACAAGAGCUCAUGUGUUUCCAGGUUUCUCCUCCAGAGUUGUAAUUAUAAAUCUGUUUCUUUGUUGAAGACAGCUCUCUCUCAUCAUCAUCAUCAUCAUCAUCAUCAUGUCCCUCAUCAAGUUUCUGGCUGUUGCUCUUCUUUUUGGCGCCAUGAUGGCAAAAGCUGAUCGUGAGUAUUAUUGCUCAUCUUUCACUCAAUUUCCAUGUCUGGACCGCCCUGUAACUUGAUCAGUGUUGGUUUGAUUUUCAUGAACUUCGUCUGUUUUCUCCUCAUCUGGAGUUUUGCAAAGCUUUCUCUGGAUCAUCCAGUAUGACGGUUCUGGCUGAGAGGGUCAAAAUGACUGAGCGCGUCAAUCUGAGGCUAACAACUAUGUUUCUAACUGUCCAGCUCUCCCGGAGCCAGAGCCAGAGCCAGAGCCGGAGCCGGAGCCAGAGCCAGAGCCAGAGCCAGAGCCAGAGCCAGAGCCGGCGCUGGAGUCAGAGACCGAGGCCGAGACCAAGGCUGAAGAUGAAGAGUUUGAAGCUGACGCUGAAGAGGGUGAGCUGAUUUUGAUGGUCACGGAUUUGUCUUCAGAGUCUUUCAAAACUAUUCACAUACAAACCAACCAUGUCCUCUGAUCAGAGGGAAAUAAACCAGUUGGUGUCCGGGCCUCCACUUCUCAUGAGUUCAGACUAAAGUCCAGUCUAUGGUAUGGUUACUCCAAAGGUAGAUUCCUAAAACUGAUGUCCUCUGUUGUUUCAUUUACCUCCUCAGAAGCAGCUCUCCUAUAUGAGAGAACUCCAACUUGUCCCAGUGGAUGGUAUCUUCUGUCUGGCCGCUGUUUCUUCUAUGAUUCCAAGGUCAGGACCUGGACUCAGGCUGAGGUAACCUGGAGGAUUUGGACUUCUUCAACUCUACCUUGAUUUGGUUUGAGAUUCAUUUUACUCAACUUUCUUCUGUUGAAACUCUUGACUGUCUGUGGACUUUCCUCUGCAGAAAAACUGUCAGAGCUUGGGAGGAAACCUUGCAUCCGUGCACAGCGCUGCAGAGUAUCACAAUAUCCAAUGGCUGGUGACCACGAUGACUCACAAACACGGAGUAGCAUGGCUGGGAGCCUCUGAUGCUGCAGAGGUAUUUGAUCACUACAUCAGGUCUCAGAGUUACACUGUGGAGCUUUAACUGAUCAGAUCUUUGUUUGAUCGUCUAGGAGGGUUCUUGGCUGUGGAGUGAUGGUUCAGCCUUUGACUAUAGGUACUACGGAGGAUUUGACAACUAUAACAGCAAGGAGCACUGUUUGCAAAUGAACGUCGGAGGUAAUCUGACAUCCAGAGUAUUACUAAUAAUUUACAAACAAAGUGGAGAAGAAACUCUUCAUCUGAUCUGAACAAACUAAAGCUUUGAUAGAUUCACAUUUUAACAUACGCUUGUUUUAUUUGAGAGUAUUUCUCUGUAACACCACCAAGAUAAAAGUUUGAGUCUGUGGUUCAAAAUAAAAUUUUUCCUCAACUGUGAUGGUUUUCUGUGGAAACUACCGAUCUGAGGUCAGCUGGAAAAACAUCAAGAAAAAAGUUCCCAAAGUAUUUUUUUGUGUUUGGCAGUCCUGGACUAACGCCCGUGUCUUUGCCUCUUCCAGAAAACAAGUACUGGAAUGACGUGCCGUGCAGUGAUUAUUAUCCAAGCGUCUGCUCCAAAAAGCCAAAAACAGAGUAAAAAGAGAGUUUCCAGGCUGCAGGACCCGAUGAAACCACCAUCACAUCAUCGCUCAUAUAUCUUCUUCUUUAUCCACUCUUUUCUUUCUCUGUCGCUGUAACGCAACUUAAGGGAUGAAGCGACAAGUGACACAACAGGAGCUGGGAUGUCUCUGAGACUCAGUGGAAAUGUUCUGGAAAGAUUGCUUUUAGUACAACCUUGUUAUGUGAAGUCAACUUUUGUCUUCUUCUUCAAUAAUAAAUUCUGCAAGCAUCAAAAGAA